AUGUCGUCAGGCCCAAUCGUCGUUGAUGAUCGAGACGGAGGGAGGAUUCGAUACUCGGGUGACUGGGUCCCCCGAGGUCCUCCGCAAAUUCCGAUGACUGUCCACUCGACGUGGGCUUGGGGUGCCAGAGCGUCCUUCACCUUUCGAGGCACACACGUCGCUGUAUUCGGAACGAUCCCUCAAGGCAAUGGUCAGGUCGUUGGAGUGGACUUCCAACUCGACGGAGGACAGGUCACCACCUCCUACCGCCGGAGUACCGAGCGAGCCUACUACAACGAGCUGUGGUACCAGGCUGGCCCGCUCUCUCCGGACGAGGAGCACACGGUUACGUUGGUGUAUCGAGCAAACGACAUGGACUUCCAGUUGGAUAGGAUCGAGUACGAGCCCGUGCCUCCCCCACCUCCGACGUCCUCUCGCCCCACUCUAUCCUUGACCACGUCUGUCGAACCCAGUUCGUCAUCGCAUGCGACGUCAAGCUCUGUCGAGCCAACACCCUCUUCUUCCGAGUCGGAGCUCCCAACGACGUCCGUUCCAACUUCAACGGAGGACUUGUUCACUCCGUCCUCGAGCGCCAAUUCUACGAGCCGCAUGGCUGCAGUGCGCUCUAGGGUCUCGAGCAGCACCACGGAGGACCCGUACUACGUGGUAACUGAAACCCGGCUUGUCAAGGCACCCACACCAUCGGGUUCAGCGUCUGUGGACAGUUUGGGCGCUGCGUCAGAAAGCUCGGUCCCAGUUGGGGGGAUAGUGGGCGGGGCUUUGGGUGGGUUGUUUGUGUUGGCGGUGGUCAUUCUUUCGUCCAUCUUCUGCAUGAGGAAGGUGAGGAAGAGUGGGAAAGAGAAAGAAGGAUGUCAGAGUGAGCUCCUUUCGCAGUUCCCAGUGACCCAGUCGCGAUUGUACCCCGCUCCAUACCACGAUGCCACUCCAACCUCGGGUAGGUUUGGCAAUCUAGAAUGCGGCAGCCUUCCCCCUCCCUCGUAUGACCAAACAAUCUUCCACGAAGUGGGAAGAAACUCCCCUGCCCCUUCCCUCCACCGCCUCGACUCUGAUGCCGGGAGCACGAGGACGAUGAGGACGGCGACAUCCGUCUACGCCGGAUCAACAGCAUCUCUUCUCCCUCCCGACAGAGACGCGCCUGUCUUCUCCCGCGAGUCGGUUCUUCAGCCGAAUCGACGCAAGUAA
This is a messenger RNA of Coprinopsis cinerea okayama7#130, 1182 nucleotides long. RefSeq lists its product as hypothetical. Bases 1 to 1182 code for a protein of 393 amino acids. Lineage: Eukaryota; Fungi; Basidiomycota; Agaricomycetes; Agaricales; Psathyrellaceae. The record is from RefSeq and is a predicted model, not a curated record. The transcript has 3 exons.